AUGUCCUACAAUAAUCCAAAUAUUCCUCAGUUUCAAUCGCAACAGCUGCAGCAACAACAGCAACAGCAGCAGCAGCAGCAGCAGCAGCAGCAGCAGCAGCCGCAACCACCGCAAUCACAACAGCAGCCACCUCAACAACAACAACAACAACCACAACAACCUUCUCAGGCUAAUCUUAUCUCCCAACUAACCCCCCAGCAGCAAGCCCAGUUGCGAGCCAGGUUUUUGCAGAUCCAUCAGCAAUUUCCUAACGGUGUACCUCAAGAGGUUUUUAUGCAGUUUCAGCGCGAGAUUCAACAACAAGCUCGUCAAAAUGCAAACUUCCAUUCAGGUUCUCUGAGACCUCAGCAGUUGCAACAGCAGCCUGCUCAACAACAAUCACCUGCACCACUUCCUAUUUCUCAGCAGCAGCAGCAGCAGCACCAACAACAACAACAGCAGCAGCCACCGCAGUUCAUUAAUUCACCAGGGCAAAUCCAUUCCCAAGCCUCUACUCCUCAUAUUACACAUAAUACUGUGUACUCUAAUCCAUCGCCUGGAAUGGCUCAACAGCAGAAGCCACAGGUUCCAGAGCAAAACCAGCCACCAUCAUCUUCAUCUAAUGUUGGCCGUCCUCCUUUUCAAAAUAUGCCCCCUCAUUUUCAACAACAGCAGGCUCAUGCUCAAAUGCAAGCCCAAGUGCAAGCCCAAGUGCAAGCCCAAGUGCAAGCCCAAGUGCAAGCCCAAGUGCAAGCUCCAAAAAUGUCACCAAAAAUCCCGGUGUCUACAAUCCCUCAGCGCCCAUCCCAGCACAUACCGCAACAACAAUCACAACCUCAACAGCCUCCUUCUCAGGGCCAAUCUCAACAACAGCAGCAGCAGCAGCAGCAGCAGAUCCAUAACCAGUUUCAGCCGCCUAACGCUGUUCCACCUCAAAUCCAACACUUGUCACCACAAGUGCAGGCUUCGAUAAUGAACAAGCUUCAGAACGCAAAAGCUGCAGCUGGAAACAGACCUGGAGUGGGUGCACCGGCCGGUGCUCUUGGAAUUGGUGGAGUACCUGGAAGUGUUCCGCCUAACCGACAACCUAUGCCUGCACAACAACCCCCUCCCAAACAGCAGCAACAGCAAAUGCCUACACCUCCUAACAAACCUCGGCAAUCUCAACCAGGACCUCAAGUCCCACCUCCUGGAGCUCAAUUCCAUCCGCCAGGCCCUUCACAACCUGUUGGAGGCCCUGUUAGAGGCCCUGGAGGACCCCCUCCAUCGGCAGCUAGACCAGGACCUUCUGGAGCUCAAGGUCCGCAAAGACCACCAAUACCACAGAUUCCUCCGGAACAACAACUUCCUCCUAAACCCAUUGAGUUUUCCACGCCUGAGGAAAUUCUUGAAGUUCUCAAGACUCUUCCACCUCCAGAAAACAUGACAGCUGCUAAGGUGGAGAAAUACCUGGAAGCUGACUCCGUAUAUGAACAGAACAUGGAUUAUGUUCACGACCGUUUUAACCGCAUCAUCAAGCGUAAACGUACCGAACUACAAUAUUUUAACCAGGUUCUCACGGUGCGCCAACAAAAGCCUGGCUCACUGUUUAGCGGAGGAUACAUGGGCUACGGUAAUGGAUGGACUGGUAAUCGGUUUGAUUUGGAGCUUGUAUACCCCAAAAAACGCAAGCGCAAUAACAGGGCUUCCACAGAACCCAAUCCAACUCAGCAACAGCUUGAUACUGUUGCGGAACACACAGAAAUACUUGUACCUAUUCGUUUGGACAUUGAAAUGGAUAAGUACCGGUUGCGUGAUACUUUUACUUGGAACCUCAAGGAGGAUUGUAUACCCGUUAGUACUUUUGCCGAGAAUCUUGUUGAGGACUACAACCUACCGUUAUCAUUGGCUUCCAAUGUUACAUCUUCAAUGAAUGAGCAAAUCAAGGACUUUAUACCCCAUUCAUAUGUUGAUAUUUCGGAACCCAAAUAUGCAAACUCCAGUAUGUAUCGCGAUGAAGACAUGCGUAUCAACAUCAAACUAGACAUUACUGUGGGACAACACAAUCUUGUGGACCAGUUUGAAUGGGAUAUCAAUUGUGCAGAAAACAGUCCAGAAGAGUUUGCAGAAACCUUGUGCAAGGAGCUCGGGCUUUCCGGUGAAUUCAUGACAGCCAUUGCACACUCGAUCCGCGAACAACAAGAACUUUUUACAAAAACUCUUUACCUUAUCCAGUACCCGUUUGAUGGUACCCCUGUUGAGGACGAGGACUUGCGACGGGAGUUCAAUCCACCCAUUACCGUCGAUUAUCUACGCAACAAGUCACACCUCAAAGAAUACUCACCCGCACUCUUUGAAAUCUCAGAACUCGAGCUUGACCGCCAAGACAGAGACCGAGACCGCGACUCGCGCCGUAAGCGUCGUCAGGGCCGUGCCGGUCGUCGCAACGGUCCUGCCCUUCCAGACCUCCGUGAAUCGCUGCGAUCUUUCCGUACCCCUGUAUACUCCACUACCCUGCCCGGUGGCCUUGACCGCAAUGUCGAACUGCUUCGCCGUAUGCGCCAAAAGGAGCUCUUUGGUGAAAAUGACGAUGGCAUCAUGCAGGUUUCUGCCUCUGGUAGCGGAUCCGGCGUGCCUGGUGUAUCUUCGGGUCCCAAACCCGUUGGUCGUCCACCAUUGCACCGCAACCUUAAUAAUUUGGCUUAUGCGGGUGGUUCGUAUUAUAGUGCGAGUGCGGUGUCGCAUGUACCUGAUCGGUUCAUGGUUACUCUGAAGUUACCCCCACGUCUGCGGCCUUACCUUGAACAAAUCAAGCGAACGAAAUUUGCGUAG
Molecule: messenger RNA, 2790 nt
Organism: Magnusiomyces paraingens
Lineage: Eukaryota; Fungi; Ascomycota; Dipodascomycetes; Dipodascales; Dipodascaceae
Exons: 1
Coding region: 1-2790 (929 amino acids)
Biological process (GO): chromatin remodeling; regulation of transcription by RNA polymerase II
Cellular component (GO): SWI/SNF complex; nuclear chromosome; nucleus
Molecular function (GO): transcription coregulator activity
Source: RefSeq, a predicted model, not a curated record